AUGGGCGCCGUCCUAUCCUCUAUCGGGCGGGCCUUCAAGGGCAUCUCGACUAGUAUCAACACACUCCGGGGUCUUUACUCUGAGUUCCGUGAUUUAGAACAACGAGCAUCUGCCCCGGCCGGGUAUCCUGUUGCCUCACCCACCAAGUCCUUCUGGCUCGAUGAUCCACCGUUCCCGGAGCUGGUCGACACCCGGUCCCCCACUCUUCCCGACCGUGCCGAUGUAGUCAUCAUCGGCUCGGGCAUCACCGGCGCCGCAAUUGCCAGAACUAUCCUGACUGAGCGUAAUACUGACGCCACACCCCAUCUCGACGACAUUGUCGUCCUAGAGGCGCGCCAACUUUGCAGCGGUGCCACAGGUCGCAAUGGCGGGCAUAUCAAGGUCUCUCCGCAUGUCACCUUUGACCAGUUGCUCCAGACCGUGCCCCCGGAGAGAGCUGCCACCCUCGUGCGCUUCAUGAUCAGGCAUCUGCCAGUCCUGACCGAACUCACCAAAUCUGAAAACAUCGCUGUGGCCGAGUGCCGCGAGGUAGAGUCUGUAGACUUUUAUCUGGGAGAGAGAGACCUCGCCGGCGCCUUGCGACAGGUCGAUCAGCUGCGCAAAUGGGUACCGGAAUUUGAGCUGCAUGUCUGGACAGCUGAGGAAGCUCGGCAGAAAUUCUCCGUCAAUGAACAUGUCAUCGGGGCCAUUUCUUAUACAGCCGGCGCACUGUGGCCUUACAGAUUUGUGACGGCGAUCUGGAGCGAUUUGUUGAACCGCUACAGCAAGUCUCUGAGCAUUGAAACGUCUACUACGGUCCUCGAUGUCGAGCUCGGCUCCUCAGUGUCUGGAUCCGGAUCUUACCCGUACCUAGUCAAAACCAGCCGUGGAAUUAUACAGGCCCGACAUGUCGUCCACGCCACCAACGCCUUCUCAACCCAGCUUGUACCCGGCUUACGCGGCAAGAUGACAAGUCUUCUCGCUCACAUGUCAGCGCAGCGGCCAGGCAAGGAAUUCCCAGAUGUGAAUGGCAGUCGCUCAUGGUCCGUCAUGUUCGGGCACGGCUUCGAUUACAUUACACAACGCCCGACCGUCAAUGGCGUUCCGGGCGAGAUCAUGCUCGGGGGAGGAUUUUCACAAUCUGAAAAGCAAGGAGUAGACCAGAUUGGGAUCUUUGACGAUAGUAAACUCAACACUCUGACUGUGGCACACCUCGAUGGCAUCAUGCCAACCAUCUUCUCCCCGAAUUGGGGUGACGAUGCUGUGGGCGGCCGUAUGAAGCGCGUUUGGUCAGGUGUCGUGGCCAUCUCGGCUGAUUUCAGGCCGUUCGUCGGAAGGCUUGACCACCGCCUAACAGGACGCAAGGUAGACGAAAGCCGUUCAGGAGAGUGGAUUGCGGCGGGCUACACGGGCGACGGAAUGGUGUGGGCCUGGCUUUGCGGGACGGCAUUGGGGGUUAUGAUUACCGGCAAGCAGGACGAGAAGCUCCCCCCUGCAUAUGGCCGCCCGGGCGGAACUCUCGCGGAGUGGUUUCCUGAGGACCUUUAUGCAACGCCCCAACGUGUGAACCGGAUGGAUGUGGCUGAUCUGGCCGGUAUGUUCAUGAACUGA
This is a messenger RNA of Thyridium curvatum, 1590 nucleotides long. RefSeq lists its product as uncharacterized. Bases 1 to 1590 code for a protein of 529 amino acids. The transcript is spliced from 2 exons. Gene Ontology annotation, molecular function: oxidoreductase activity. Gene Ontology annotation, cellular component: cytoplasm. The record is from RefSeq and is a predicted model, not a curated record. NCBI's taxonomy places the organism in Eukaryota, Fungi, Ascomycota, Sordariomycetes, Thyridiales, Thyridiaceae.